Molecule: messenger RNA, 5058 nt
Organism: Galleria mellonella (greater wax moth)
Lineage: Eukaryota; Metazoa; Arthropoda; Insecta; Lepidoptera; Pyralidae
Product: nicotinamide riboside kinase 1
Exons: 4
Coding region: 347-964 (205 amino acids)
Cellular component (GO): cytoplasm
Molecular function (GO): ATP binding; kinase activity
Source: RefSeq, a predicted model, not a curated record
GACGAAGGCAAAUCUAUAUUGUUUCCUGAGGACGAACCGAUCUUGCAGGCUGAAUCUGAAUAAACUGGUCACCCACGUUUAUGGACAUAUCUGAUGCAGCUCUGGGGAAAUUGAUUCUGGUGUCCACGUCUACAGUAUUUGUAUUGAUCGUAUUUUGGAUCAAUACAUACCCAUUUAUAGACAAAGAUCUCGCCGUCUACAGUUUGAUACCGGACCCGCAGUGGUUCCUCCUAUUCUGCGCAGUUUGGGGUCUGUUCUUCAUCGGGGGUCUCAUGUCAUUCACUUUCUAUCACAUAUACCCAUAUCUCUGAAGUGCUACCACUCAAGCACUAAGUUUCAAAAUAUAAUGGCCGGAUACAACAAGGAUGAUUGGAUUGUAAUAGGAGUAUCGGGGGUGACGUGCGGAGGAAAAACGACUUUAGCGAACAGAUUGAAAAAUGUGUUAAGACCAGUAUACGUGUUUCAUCAAGACAAAUAUUUCUACCCAGACGAUAGUCCCAAACAUGUGAGGUGCGAAGGCAUGGAACACAAUAAUUAUGAUAUUCUAUCAGCUUUGGAUAUGGAGACGAUGUAUGAUGACAUCAUUCAGACCCUUAGUGGGAGAGACAAAUCGCAUGGCUCGUCCGUAGAGAGAGAAACUGGCAAAUUAGAGGCUAAAGGCAAGAAGUUUCUUAUUGUAGAAGGAUUUACAGUGAUGAAUUAUAAACCAAUUCUGGAGUUAUGUAAUUUGAGGUACUACUUUGUGCUGGAGUACGGCGAGUGCGUGUCGCGGCGUUGCUUGCGGCUAUACGACCCGCCCGAUGUCGCGGGCUACUUCGAGCGCUGCGUGUGGCCCGAACAUCUCAAGUACCGCGCGCAGAUCGAGCAAGACAAACGGGUGCAAAUCUUGGACGGCACGCGACCGGACAUCUACGACGUCGUCAUAGCAGACCUCAACACUCUGGGCCUCACCGAGAUACGAUAAGACUUCAAAUGUUAAGGGAGUAAGCAGUGUAGUGUUUGCAAAUCAUUAUGAGAUUGAAACAGGAUCGAGAUGUGUGAAAAUAAUUUUAAAAUCCUAAAUGUACAUUUGAAUAUUUUAAAAUACUAGCUUUUACCUGCAACCUCGACCGUUUGUCCGAAAUAUAUUCAUUUACCGGAAUUAAAAAACAGCCUGUGUUUUUCCAUUUCAAUUAUAUUUCAAAACUAUAUUGAGGACAGAAGGGAAAAAAUGUUGGGACGCUUGAUACGACACGACGAACUUAUGAACAUUAUAAUAGAAGGUAAGAUAGAAGGAAGAAGGGGGAGAGGGAGACCGAGACAUAGUUACAUCAGGCAGAUCAAGGAAGGAGUUGGGGUCGUGUCGUAUCAAGAGGUGAAGAGACUCGCUGACAAUCGUAGUGAGUGGCAAGAGCUCCACCGACAAGAGCGCAGCUCUUAAAUAGGAUAGAUAGAUAGUUAUAAAUAAUGAAUUCAAGCAAUGUUGCUUGCAAUAUAUUCUAUUAGUUGGACCUCAGUGUAGUCCCUUUUAGAAAUGAUUGUUUUUUUUUUAAAUGGGUGAUAAUGGAAUGGUAUCCCCACCUGCGCUAUCGGUAUACGCCGGCGGGGCACCAGUGAAGAAUGAUAGAUGAGGAUGAAGCAGGUCAGUUAGCCCCUCGUGACGAAUUCAACGAGAAUUGUUCACAAUGGUUUCCAGGGGGAACCACGUAGAGGUCGACCUAAUAGGGCAUAUUGCUAGCUCUUAAAUAGGAUAGAUAGAUUAAAAAAAACAACACACACAAAAUCACGUUUACUAUAUUAGUAAGGAUACUGGAUUGAAAAAUAUAUACCUCCGGAAACUCAACUUGUGACAGGAUUCGAACCCGUAUCAUUCAAUUGUCCAAGCAGAGGAUUUAUCAAGUUAUUUGAUACGCUCAAUAUAUCAAACAUACUCUCUGUCUACCUCGUUAGGUACUUAUUUUGAAGAUAAACAGCAUGGUCCUUAAAAUUUUAAAUCUGUUUAAUAAAGUAGUAGUUUUUCUCGCGACUUUAUCCCGCUUUUCCGAUAUAAAAUGUAGACUGUUCUUCUCCAUCUUAAAUACUGCGCAUGUAUUAAUUUUAAAGCGUAAAAAAAACCAACAAACUCAUUUUUACAUGUAUAAUAUUAUCAAGUAGUUGGAAGUUACCUGUUUAAUUUAUUGCAAUAUUUAUACAAAAAAUUGUUUAAUUUGAAUUGUAUAAAUAGUAGUAGGUAGUUUGAAACUAGUUUCACGCAUGUUGCACAUAGUUGCACUGCGCGAAUUUUUAAUAAAUUUAGAAUCAUCAUUUCAACCUUUAACUGUCCACUGCUGAACAUUAGCCUUUCCCAAAAAGGAAUCCACUCAUUCUGUUUAUCACGCAAAAUUGUAUGAAAAAGUCGAAGCAUUUCUAUGGAGAUAUUUUAUCUAUAUAACAUAAGUUAAAAAUUAUACGAAAUAAAUGGAAUUUUAGUAUAAAAAGCGCCUUAAUAUAUGUUAUAUUGGUAAAUUAUAGUUUUAAAAUCUUUUUAUCGUAUUCUUUUUUAUUGUUUAGUAACAUAAUAUUGUCGAUUUUAUAUUUAUUAGUUGUAUAAAAAAAGCUUCAAUUUUUUACUUAACUAGUGUAAAAUCAAAUUGAGAAUACUCUUUCCAACAAAGAAAAAAAAAACCAAUAAUUAUAUAAUAAUCGAUUUAAAAUUUGAUAAAAAUUUCGUAUAACAUAUAUAGUAUAUUACUGCAGUGGCCAGCAACUGAGGCAUUGAUAGACGAACGUGCAAAUGUGGGCCGAGGCGUAGCCGAGGCACACAUACGUGAGUCCAUCAAUGUCUAGUUUUAGCCAAGACUUGUAUAGUACUUUUCUCAAACAAUGCGCGGAAAUAAAAAAUACAAUUUUACUUUUUAAGUUCAAUGACGAAUAACGAACAAUAAUAAUUUUUCACGCGCCAUAAUGUUCCUUUUUUUUUUCAAUAAACGGCUUUCUAUUUGCAAGCUACUUCGAAAUUUAAAUUAAACCUUUUAUUAAUUACCUCCUUGGUAGCCAUGUUUCGAAGUAAAAGGUCAUUCCAUUUUUAAAUUACAGGACACAUAUGAGUUUACAUAGUAAUUUAUCUGGCCGCAAAACACGACAGAUAUGGAUUUUCAUACAACUUUUGCCGGCCGCUUACUUAAUAAAGCUCACGUAUCCAAGCAUGUUUGAGAACAAGAAAUAUUUAUAUAUAUGUACAUACGUGUAAUUGUCUAUCUGCAAAACAAUUUUAAAUUUUUUCACUGCAUAAUUACAUGUCUGUUUUAUCAAAAGGUUGACUGCGUGAGAAUGCUAUAUAGUAAUAAGUCCGUCUUUUGUACCAGACAUUUUUUUUUUUGUAAUGUCGUCAAUAAAGAAUAAAUAAAUAAAAUAAAAAAGAAAUAUUUCAAAUGUUAAAGUUAAAUAUUUAAGUUGAUUAAUGUUUUGGAUUGACUUUAUAAAUUGCUAUUUUAUAUAGCUUAUAUUUUAUAUUUAUGUUAUAUAAAAAAUAUUUACGUGUUUCACUAGCGUUCAGUAAAUGUAUAUUUUAUGAAAACACUAUCUUAUGUUUGAGAAUGAUAACACAUAUCAAUAAAUGUUUCUAAGCUUUUUAUUCUUUUAUUUUUUUUUUUCAACCGACUUUAAAAAGAAGGAAGUUCUCAAUUUAGUUGUUUUUCUUUUAUAUGUUCGUUGCUUCAUAAUUCCAUCAGUUCUAAACUUGGAUUUUUUUUAUCUGAAAGGAUACACUGGUUCCAUAAUAAUUAUAUCAAAAUUGGUUCUGUAAUUUAAUUUUAGUAAUAGGUUUUCUCAUAAUCGAAGUGUUUUAUUGAAUGUGUUGAAUUUCGAAAAUUCUUUUCGUUUACCUACGCUAUGUAAUGAACCUGUCUUCCUAAGUUCAGAAUAUAUAUAUAUAUAUAUAUAUAUAUAUAUAUAUAUAUAUAUAUAUGAAUAUUAUGAAUAAGGAGGUAUAAUUUUUUACAUAUUUUUUGUGAUAUGUUGUCAAAAUUGAUCAGAACAAGGAAAGCUGUGUUGCAGUACUGAACAAAAUAAUUAACAGUCAUUUAAUACUAUCCAUCGCUAGUAAAACACGUUAAAUUUCAGUUCAUAUCCAUGUUAUAUUGUUAGUUAAAGCUAUAUUGUUAGAAGUGUGACAUAGUUACAAGAAAACUAGACAUUAACUGUGGAUGAUGUACAUCUAGAUGGAGCAUUGAAAAUUAAAAAAAAAAAACGUUCCAAAAAAACAGCCAACUUGGUAGAACCAAGUUAAAAAAGAUUGCUUCAAUUAGCCCAUCAUGAUGAAUUCCACAAGAAAUAACCACGUUGGUUUCCAGGGGGACCAUAUGGAGGUCGACCUGAUAGAUUAUAUACCCUAUUACUAAUCCCUUUACCUUCAGUGAAAGACAUUUCUCGCCAGUUGCGGUAAGAUUAGAAUUUAUAAUGACAUGAGGCGAGUCUACUGCCAUUAAUUUAUUAUACUCAUAUAUCUAACAGAGGGAGACUCUGCAAAAGUCUUUGCUUCGGCACCUCUGUUGCAUUCGUAUUUCUACCGUGAAACAGUUGUGUUUGCAUGGCUGUGUUUCGGUUUGAAGGGUGGGCAUGGGCAGUGAAUUGACAGGGUACAGAGAAAUAACACAUGAGUCCUCAGGAAUGGCAACGCAUGGGAGGUAUCAUGGGCGAAACAGUACACUCUGUUAUGUCCACAGUAUUGCUCAUGUCUAUAGGCGACGGUUACCACUUUCCAUCAGGUGGGCCAUCAGCUUGUUUGUCAAUUUAAUUUUGCAUAAAAAAAAUGGAAUAAUAUAAUACACAGCUGUGUUAUAAAUACAUUUACUUAUAUGAAAAUGAAAAAUUGGUGUUGUUUCCACGAAUUGUUUAUACAGACUAUCUAGGUGUUAUUGGUCUAUGACGUAUCCAGCUUUACGAUGCAUUGUGAUAGGGAGCGAAAACGACAUGAGGUUUUUAUAUAAGAUUAUAUUUUUGUACUAACAUGCAUUUAUUUCCUAUUUGUGUAAGCUACGAAUCAUGAAUAGUUUUAUGAGCAUUGUUAAAUAACACUUUAAAUAAAUUAUUGAUAAUUUA